Colletotrichum gloeosporioides is the source of this 531-nucleotide messenger RNA. RefSeq lists its product as uncharacterized. The transcript has 2 exons. The record is from RefSeq and is a predicted model, not a curated record. The coding region runs from base 1 to 531 and encodes 176 amino acids. NCBI's taxonomy places the organism in Eukaryota, Fungi, Ascomycota, Sordariomycetes, Glomerellales, Glomerellaceae.
AUGGGAUUUUGGCCAUACAUCGGAACAAAGGAUAACCAAGCCAAGACUCCUUUCCGGCGUAUUGUAACCCACCACAAGAACGAGAAGUCCUCGAUCCUGAUAAAUGAGGAGCUUCAGUUCGAGGAUGGGUGGGGCAGCCAGGCCGUCACUAUAUGGAAAAACCACGAAUAUCCCGCCGAGUACCAGCGCGAAAAACCCGACGCCGUGCCGAUCAUCUACACCCACGGAUCUUUAAUCCGCGCGGUCGAGUUUCCUCCACGUUCUCAGGGACAUAAUCAUAGAACGGCUUCUCUUGAUUAUGGUAUAGUCAUGGAGGGCGAGCUGGAGCUACUGCUUGAAGAUGGAUCGCGAACUAACUUACGGGCGGGAGAUAUUGUCGUUCAACAGGCAACAAUGCAUCAAUGGAACAAUGUUUCAGACAAGCCUGCUCGCAUCAUAUUCGUUCUCCUCCCAGGACAGAAGAAAACCAAGGAUGGCAUGGACAUCACGGAGAAGGGAGUGCCUAUCGAUAUGUUGCCCAAGAGAGGAUAG